Molecule: messenger RNA, 1665 nt
Organism: Cuscuta europaea
Lineage: Eukaryota; Viridiplantae; Streptophyta; Magnoliopsida; Solanales; Convolvulaceae
Source: the annotation of a GenBank genome assembly
GUAAUACAAAAGUGAGAGUACAAUCUUACAUUGGAGAGACUGGGGGUAGCAAAAGAAGAAAACAAAAGGCAAAAGGCACUAUUCAAUCUUCAGCAUUUGAACAUCUUCUGGACUCAUUUAAUGUGUAUUCAAAAAGAAAAAGUGGAAAAGAAAAGAAGAAUAUUGAAAGCUAAGCAGCAAUGUUCUCUCUCUCACUUUACAAAUUUCUCUUCUGCGUAGCUCUGUGAAGGAAUGGCCAAACCCCUGCUCUCAUACCAAGCUUGGAAAGGAAAAAAUAGAUUCCUUCUCAAGGGGAGGCUGAUAUUUGGACCAGAUGCCAAGGCAUUGAUUGUAACAUCCAUGCUCAUCGUUGUCCCAGCUGCUAUCUUUUGUAUUUUUGUUGCAAGGAAAUUUCUGCACCAACAUGUAGAAAGCAGUGCAGGAUAUGUGAUUAUGACAGUGACGGUCAUUCUCACAUCUUAUGUCUUGGUGCUUCUGAUUUUAACUGCAGCGCAAGAUCCAGGCAUUGUUCCACGCAAUUCUUGUCCCCCGGAUGAAAUAUUAAGCUAUGAAUCAUCAACCACUGUUGAAGCUGGUGGAAAACCAUUGCCCCGAACCAAAGAAGUAAUUGUCAAUGGUUUAACUGUGAAAGUUAAAUACUGUGAGACAUGUAUGUUGUUUCGUCCCCCACGCUGCUCUCAUUGCUCUGUGUGUGAUAAUUGUGUGGAGCGGUUUGAUCAUCAUUGCCCUUGGGUGGGCCAAUGUAUUGGGAAGCGCAAUUAUAGGUGCUUCUUCCUCUUUGUUUCUUCAGCAGCCCUGCUAUGUGCUUUCGUGUUUUCCAUGUCAGUCUUGCAUAUCAAAUUUCUUGUGGAUAUACAUGAGAAUGUGUGGAGAGCCAUCAUAGAAUCACCAGCAUCUCUGGCAUUGAUGAUCUAUUGCUUUUUAUCACUUUGGUUUGUUGGAGGUCUCACUUGCUUCCAUUUGUACCUGAUUAGCAAAAAUCAGACCACAUACGAGAACUUCAGGAAUAGAAGGGACAACAGCAUGAUCAAUGUUUAUAACUUGGGCUGCAAAAACAAUUGCAUUGAAGUGUUUUGCACAAGGGUUGAAGCCUCAAAAAUUAAUUUUCAAGGACAUGUAAACGAACAAGGAACAACAGAAGUGAAACCCCUCCCUCAAAUGGGGGGUGGUUGUAGUAUCAAUGAAGGGGUGGUAGAUACUCGUCCCCGAGUGAAGGUAGAAGAUGAUGAUGACAUUGGGGAUGAUCUUCUAAAAUUAUCCCAAAGGCGCAACUCAGAAGAUAUAGCCAAUGUUUUUAGAAGUGAUGCAAAAAUACUUGAUGAGUGUCCUGAUGCUGACUCUGCAAUGGCUCACUUGGCCUCUAGACCACCUUACAACCAUUUCUAGUUUUGACUGAGGAAACUGUGUUGAAAGAGCAUAUAGUUCUGAUUCAGUGAUUCUUCCAUCUUAAUCUUUUGUUAUCUCAUCAUUUUCAACAUGUGAAAUGUAUUCCAAUUCUUCCCCCUCUAUAAUAUUCCACUUCUUGGGGGCACAACAAAAUCAAUUGCACACGUUUUCUCUAUAUUUGAAUGUUUUCAUAUGUUCACCAAACAACUACCCCCUCUGUCCCUAAAAAUGCUUCCCGGUUUGACUUGGCACACUUAUUAAGAAAGUGGAAUAAAGUGG